AUGGCACGGAUAAACCAGACUUGUCUUUGUGAUUUUAUCCUAUUAGGAUUUUCCAGUGAAGGAGAUUUGCUGUCGCUUCUUAUAUUCACCGUCUACGCAUCGAUCCUUCUUGGGAACCUGAUCAUCUUUAGUGUUAUAAAGAUAGACAACCACCUCCAGACACCCAUGUACUUUUUCUUGAGUUAUUUAUCUAUUUUAGACAUCUGUUACUCUUCGGUCACCCUCCCGGCUAUGCUAGUCAAUGCCAUCACUGGAAAUAGGAAGAUAUCCUUCAACGAGUGCUUCACCCAACUCUACUUCUUUGUGUCUCUUGGAGGAUCCGAAUGUCUUCUUCUGGCCGCCAUGGCUUACGAUCGAUACGUGGCCAUAUGUAACCCUCUCCAUUACCCCGUGGUUAUGAAUAAGAGGUUCUGCUCAUACUUGGUAGGAGGGUGCUGGUUUAGUGGUUUCUUGAACUCGGUCCUUCACACAUUGAUGACCUCUAAGCUGACCUUUUGUAGACCUUGGCAUGUCAAUCAUUUCUUCUGCGAUGUCCCGCCAAUGUUAAAUGCCGCUUGCACCAACACACAAACCAGUCAGCUGCUUCUAUACAUAGUCAGUGUUUUUCUGGGAAUGACGCCAUUCGUGUUUGUCAUCGUUUCCUACGUACAUAUAAUCUCCACUAUUAUUAAGAUACCCUCAGCAGUCGGCAGACAGAAGGCCUUCUCCACCUGCUCGUCCCACCUGAUUGUUGUCUCAGUGUUCUACGUUACCGCUAACUUUAACUAUAUCGGCCCGGCACCGGGAGACUCAUUUGACAUUGUGAGGCUCUCAUCCGUGCUGUACAGUGUAUUAACACCUUUGUUUAAUCCUGUUAUUUAUUGCCUGAGGAACCAAGAGGUCAGGAGGGCGCUGACAAAGGCUUUCACGGGGAAAUAUCAUCAUUUCAAAUAA
Molecule: messenger RNA, 933 nt
Organism: Hyla sarda
Lineage: Eukaryota; Metazoa; Chordata; Amphibia; Anura; Hylidae
Product: olfactory receptor 5V1-like
Exons: 1
Coding region: 1-933 (310 amino acids)
Biological process (GO): G protein-coupled receptor signaling pathway
Cellular component (GO): membrane
Molecular function (GO): G protein-coupled receptor activity; olfactory receptor activity
Source: RefSeq, a predicted model, not a curated record